AUGACCACAACACAACUAGUGCCUAAUGAUAACAGUAGUAAAGAGUUGAUAGAGAUUGCCGAUCAGAUCUCGAAUAUAAUUGAGUCAUUCAUUGAGGUUGGAAUUUUAGUCCAUGAUAAUCAGGGUACGCCUCAGUCCAACGCGGCUCUCUCGUCCAAGAUGCAACAGUUGACACGACAGCUUAAACAUCUCUCGAACGUCGAUCCUAAGCUGAUUGAAGAUUACAAGAUCCCUAUUGAUGUUAUUUCGUAUGUUGAAGAUGGAAGAAACCCCGAUAUUUAUACUAGAGAGUUUGUUGAGGUUUCAGCGAAGCUGAAUGCCAGAUUGAAAGGUAAAAUGCAAGGUUUUGCAAAAUUGCAAGAAGUGCUUGGUGAUAAGUUACAAACCGAAUUCCCAAGGUUGGAAAAGGGUGUUGAAAAUGUCAAGACCAGAACCUCUGGGUAA
Lodderomyces elongisporus is the source of this 444-nucleotide messenger RNA. It is a transcript of the gene MED10, whose product is annotated as mediator complex subunit. Gene Ontology annotation, biological process: positive regulation of transcription by RNA polymerase II. Gene Ontology annotation, cellular component: mediator complex. NCBI's taxonomy places the organism in Eukaryota, Fungi, Ascomycota, Pichiomycetes, Serinales, Debaryomycetaceae. The coding region runs from base 1 to 444 and encodes 147 amino acids. Gene Ontology annotation, molecular function: transcription coregulator activity. The record is from RefSeq and is a predicted model, not a curated record. The transcript has a single exon.